Molecule: messenger RNA, 910 nt
Organism: Drosophila kikkawai
Lineage: Eukaryota; Metazoa; Arthropoda; Insecta; Diptera; Drosophilidae
Gene: CHOp24
Product: transmembrane p24 trafficking protein CHOp24
Biological process (GO): Golgi organization; endoplasmic reticulum to Golgi vesicle-mediated transport; intracellular protein transport
Cellular component (GO): Golgi apparatus; endoplasmic reticulum-Golgi intermediate compartment; COPII-coated ER to Golgi transport vesicle
Source: RefSeq, a predicted model, not a curated record
GCACAACGGUCACACCAUUUCGCGAACAACUCGACAACUACGUGGCUGCUCCUCCGUUCACAAAAUAAUCAAAUUUGAGGCCAGAAAACCCACAAGCACGAUGGAAGGGAUGCUCUCAAAGUUACUGCUGUUCCUGGGCAGCCUCCUGCUGCUGUGCCGCAUCGGCGACGGCUUCAUUGUUAGCGUGGAUGCCCACAACGAGGAGUGCUUCUUCGAGAACGUCGAAGGCGGCACCAAGUUCGGCGUCACCUUCGAGGUAAUUGACGGCGGCUUUCUGGACGUGGACAUCAAAAUCACCGGCCCCGACAACCAUGUGAUGCACGAGAGCGAAAAGGAGUCCUCCGGCAAGUACACCUUCGUGGCCCCGGCCAAGGGUACCUACACCGUCUGUUUCAACAACGAGCGCAGCAGCAUGACCCCCAAGCUGGUCAUGUUCUCCAUUGAUGUGGGCGAGGCACCGCAGCGUGCGCCCGGAGCGCCCGGCGAGGAGGAGGUGGGUCACACCAAGCUGGAGGAUAUGAUUCGCGAGCUGUCCGGCACCCUGACCAGCGUCAAGCACGAGCAGGAGUACAUGCAUGUGCGCGACAAGAUCCAUCGCUCGGUGAACGAGAGCACCAACUCCCGCGUCGUCCUGUGGUCCACGUUCGAGGCUCUGGUGCUGGUCCUCAUGACAGUUGGCCAGGUUUACUACCUGAAGCGCUUCUUCGAGGUCAAGCGCGUCGUUUAAAACCUGGAGGAAGCCUGGAGGUUUAGAUAAAAGAAGUGAGGAGAGGAGAGAGACACACACACGCUGAGAGGGGUAAAGGUGUGUGUGUGUGUGUGUGCGUGAAGUCUCAGAUUAAUUUAAACGAUGAAAAUCCUUUUGUAAUUAAAAUAAAAUACCUUGUAAAAAGUAACUAAAGGUGGGAAA